AUGUUUUUGCUCAGCUUGGUGAUUCUGAUGUUCUCAGCCCAUGUUGCUGACGGUGCACCAGAGAAGCCGAAAAGGUCGGCUUUGAAUCAGCUCACGCGGAUGCUUCUGAGAAAAUAUGACUGUGGAGUUCGACCUGUCCACAACUGGACCACGACCACCACCGUCUUCAUAGAUCUCAUUCUCCAGUCUGUCCUGGAUGUGGACUCAAAGACACAGAGCAUCACUGCAAGUAUUUGGUACAGACAGAUAUGGACAGAUGAGUUCCUGGUUUGGGACCCGGAGGAAUUUGACGGCAUAAAUGAGAUCUCACUGUCAUCUGACGCCAUCUGGAUACCUGAUAUUAUUGUUAGGGAGAUUGUCGAUGAGGGCAAGUCCCCUCCCAUCCCUUAUGUUUACGUCAACUCCUCAGGCUCGGUGAAGCACUACCGACCCAUGCAGGUGGUUCUGGCCUGCAACUUGGAGAUGUAUGCGUUUCCUUUUGACAAGCAGAACUGCAGCCUCACCUUCCGCAGCUGGCUGCACUCAGUGAAGGAAAUUGACCUGGGCUUGUGGAGGAGUGCUGAAGCCAUCACCAGCGAUAAGAAGGAGUUCAUGAACGACGGCGAAUGGGAGCUGCUGUCUAUUCCGUCAAGCUACUGGCACGUGCACCAAGACAACAUGGGCUACGCCCACAUCCAGUUCAACGUGUUGAUCAGACGGCGCCCCCUGCUGUACGUGGUGGGUCUCCUCAUCCCCAGCAUCUUCCUCAUGCUGGUGGAUGUCAUCAGCUUCUGUCUGCCUCUGAACAGCGGCACUCGAAUCACCUUUAAAAUCAGCAUCCUGCUGGGCUACACUGUCUUCAGGGUUAACCUGACGGAUGAGCUGCCGGUCACUGCAGUCCAGACGCCGCUCAUAGGAGUGUUUUUCGCCGUGUGCAUGGCCAUGCUGAUGCUCAGUCUGAUCAAGUCCAUCCUGGUGGUGAAGCUGCUGCACCACAGUGAGAAAGAGGUCAGACAAAUGUCGGUGUCGGCCUGCCUGCUGGACAAGUACGGCUCAGCGGGUCACGACUUCCCUGAGAGCGUGCUGACCUCCAUCAAAACCCUCGACCAGUCUGGAGAUUUUGAGCUGGACCCUUCCUUGGACCAUGAUCUGCUGUCUCUGGAUGACCUGCAUGACCCCGGCCCCUCUGGGCUGGAGUGGCUGCACCAGGAGCUGGUGUCUCUCCGUGAAGCCUUCUCCCAGGAGGACAGCGAGUCUUCGGCACAAGGGGAGUGGUUGGCCCUCUGCUCAAAACUGGACCGCUUUCUCUUCCGCUUUUAUCUGCUGGUUCUUGGCCUGUACACCUCCACUCUAGUGCUGCUGUGGGCCAGUUGGAGCUUCGCCUGA
Synchiropus splendidus (mandarinfish) is the source of this 1365-nucleotide messenger RNA. It is a transcript of the gene htr3b, whose product is annotated as 5-hydroxytryptamine (serotonin) receptor 3B. Bases 1 to 1365 code for a protein of 454 amino acids. Gene Ontology annotation, cellular component: postsynaptic membrane; synapse; neuron projection. NCBI's taxonomy places the organism in Eukaryota, Metazoa, Chordata, Actinopteri, Syngnathiformes, Callionymidae. Gene Ontology annotation, biological process: regulation of membrane potential; chemical synaptic transmission; signal transduction. The record is from RefSeq and is a predicted model, not a curated record. Gene Ontology annotation, molecular function: transmembrane signaling receptor activity; extracellular ligand-gated monoatomic ion channel activity; neurotransmitter receptor activity. The transcript is spliced from 9 exons.